UAUAAGUGUAAAAUCAGAAUGUUAACAGCAAGCGCAAUAAAAUGGCAUAAAUGUAACUAAGUAGGUUAUUGAACUUACAAGUAUUUUUGGAUGCCGGACGUAUGUCGUGAGUGCCAAAUUUCAAAAUUAUGCCAAUUUUUGGGUAGAUAAAAAUACUUUGGAGACAUACUUGGCAAUCACUAGAUUAAUGAAUACUAGAAUCACUUGUUUUGUCAAAAAAGGAUGUUAGGUACACUCAAUGCGACCGUGUACCAAUAAUAUUUUUUGCAUUUUUUAUUUUCGAAGUAAUUGUCACAAUUUGGUGCUAAUAUCCUUUACGCCCCUAGUCCAGGCAUCAGUUCGUAUGCAUCGACGUAAUACACAACAAAGAACAACAAAGUAUUAAUCACGCCAUUGAAUCGGGACAACAUAAUAAUUCCUGGGUACAUAUUGAUCGCGACUCACGCCUUUCCUAUCAGCUAAAGAUCAAGAUAAGAUAGUAGAAGAUACAUUCAGCUGCGAUUUUGAAUAUAUUCGGUAUAUGCGACCCAAUUGUGAUAUUAAGCACUUACUUGAGAACAUUGAUGGCAAACUGGUAGAUUACAAUAAGAGUGAUUACUGUAUUAUAAUGUUAGGGAAAAAAGACUUAGAACUAUCAGGUGAUUAUACAAAAAUUAUAAACACAUUAAAAGAAAGUCUAGAACAAGUUAAUCAUACUAACAUAAUAAUAUGUACUCCCACAUACGUAUGUGGUGCUCCUAUAUAUAACUAUAAGGUUGAAAUAUUUAAUCAACUAUUACAAUUAGAACUUAAGAACUGUACAUAUGCAUAUUUCUUUGAUACAAAUGUUCCUGUCUCUCUUGACAUGUUUUCAUACAAUACUGGCAAACUUAAUAAAAGAGGGUUUCUAUGUUUGUAUAAAAGUUUAAAACAGUAUAUUAAUUUUUAUGAUUAUAAAUCGCCCUUUACACCCAAGAAAAGCACAAUGGUAUGUACAGAUACCCAGAAUGGGUACCCUCAUUCUACUUCUUGUAACAAAAUGAAUGACUUGUUUUUUCUCGAAUAAAUAUUUAAAUAUAUUACACCAAAAUAUUGCUGGAUUAUUAAAAAAGUCAGAUGUUUUAGCUGUUUGUUUAGACGAUCUCUUUGAAAAACAAAUAAAUGUAGACAUUAUAUGUAUAACCGAACAUUUUGUAAUGAAAGGCUACGAAAAUCAGUUAAAUGUACCAAACUACUGUCUAGCGGCAUGUUAUAGCAGAAAGGAAAAAAAAAGAGGCGGAGCCUGUAUCCUUGUAAAAAACGGACAUCGAUUUAAGGAAUUGCCAAAAAUUGCUAAUAUAUCUUCACCAGGAGUUUUUGAAUGCUGCGGAAUCGAACUAAUUGAUUAUAAGAUUAUAGUAAUAUGUAUCUAUAGAGUACCAAAUAUCAAUAAUUUAAAUGACUGUCUGGCAAAACUUGAGUUUAUCCUAAAAGAUGUAUCCAAUGCACGUCAAAAGAAAAUUGUAAUUGCUGGAGAUUUUAAUAUUGAUAUGCUUAAAUCAACUAGACAAUCUAUAUCAUUUGAGUGCCUACUACUAAAUUUUAAUUUUAAACUAGCAUUGAAACAACCGACUCGUUUGUCUAGCCUGACAUGCAUCGACAAUUUUGCGCAUAAUUAUAAGAAAGCAUGUAGGGCCAACGUACUAGAUUUUGCGAUGUCAGACCACACCGCACAGCUGCUUCAAUGUCCAGUUCCUAAAGUAUUUACUAAUAAGUUCUGGUACUCGACCAGAAGAGACUAUGCCAAUGAAAACAUAAUUAAGUUCAAGGAUUGUAUGAAUAGUUUAACCUUUUCGGAGAUCUAUGAAACCCAUGAUCCAAAUAUAGCUUAUAACAAAUUUAUAGAUACUUUUAAGAUGUUUUAUGAUUUAUGUUUUCCUUUUUACACAAUUAAAAUAAAUAUUAUUAAAAAACCUAAAUGGCUGUCCAGAGGAGUAAAAUUAUGUAGUAAAAAGAAAAGAUUACUUCUAUGGCAACUAAGAUUAAAUCCUAACCAAGUCAACAAAGUAACCUUUAGUAAUUACUCCAAAUUAUACAAAAAAAUUAUAAAACUAACUCAAAAGUCACAAAACAAUUAUAACAUUAAACAAUCUAAAAAUAAGUCAAAAACAACAUGGCAAAUAAUUAAUCAAACAAAAUUAAACAUUCCUAAAAACCCGAUCAAUAGCAUUAACCUGGGGAGCUUUAAGAUUUCAGAUCCUUUAGAUAUAUGUAAUGCUUUUAACAAUCACUUUGUUGACAAAAUACAGCCGAAAAUCGACGUCGGAAGCAAUCCUAAGCCUCAUAGAAUAAGCACACAACCAAAUUCAAUAUUUUUAGCACCUAGUGAACCGUAUAAUAUAUUUAAAAUAAUAAUGUCCCUUAAAAACACUAAUAGCGUAGGGUACGAUGGUAUUUCUACAAAGGUUCUUAAGUCAGUUGCAAAUGAUAUAUGCUUACAUCUUAGCUACAUUUUAAUUUUUUUUUUUUUUUUUACAUUUUAA
Molecule: messenger RNA, 2501 nt
Organism: Trichoplusia ni (cabbage looper)
Lineage: Eukaryota; Metazoa; Arthropoda; Insecta; Lepidoptera; Noctuidae
Exons: 2
Coding region: 1023-2501 (492 amino acids)
Source: RefSeq, a predicted model, not a curated record